Loxodonta africana (African savanna elephant) is the source of this 4792-nucleotide messenger RNA. RefSeq names its product G protein-coupled receptor 137B (gene GPR137B). Gene Ontology annotation, cellular component: lysosomal membrane. The record is from RefSeq and is a predicted model, not a curated record. Gene Ontology annotation, biological process: negative regulation of osteoclast differentiation; regulation of autophagy; positive regulation of TORC1 signaling. NCBI's taxonomy places the organism in Eukaryota, Metazoa, Chordata, Mammalia, Proboscidea, Elephantidae.
AUGAGGCCAGUGCGCCGCCGGCCGCGUCGCAGCGCCCCGCGCCCUAUGGCGGCCCCGCCGUGGGACCCCCUGCGCAAUGACUCGCUGCCGCCCACGCUGACCCCGGCCGUACCCCCCUACGUGAAGCUCGGCCUUACCAUCGUCUACACCGUGUUCUACUCCCUGCUUUUCUUGUUUAUCUACGUGCAGCUCUGGCUGGUGCUGCGCUACCGCCACAAGCGGCUCAGCUACCAGAGCGUCUUCCUCUUCCUCUGCCUCUUCUGGGCCUCCCUGCGGACCGUCCUUUUCUCUUUCUACUUCAAAGACUUCGUGGCGGCCAAUUCGCUCAGCCCCUUCGUCUUCUGGCUGCUCUACUGCUUCCCCGUGUGCCUCCAGUUCUUCACCCUGACGCUGAUGAACUUAUACUUCACGCAGGUGAUUUUCAAAGCAAAGUCAAAAUAUUCCCCAGAAUUACUCAAAUACCGACUGCCGCUCUACCUGGCGUCACUCUUUGUCAGCCUCGUGUUCCUGCUGGUGAACUUGACCUGUGCGGUGCUAGUGAAGACGGGGACCUGGGAGAGGAAGGCCAUUGUCUCAGUGCGUGUGGCCAUCAAUGACACACUCUUCGUGCUGUGUGCCGUCUCUCUCUCACUCUGUCUCUACAAAAUUUCCAAGAUGUCUUUAGCCAACAUUUACCUGGAGUCUAAGGGCUCCUCCGUGUGUCAAGUCACUGCCAUUGGUGUGACCGUCAUCCUGCUGUAUACGUCUCGAGCCUGCUACAACCUGUUCAUCUUAUCAUUUUCUCAGAACAAGAAUGUCCAUUCCUUUGACUACGACUGGUACAACGUAUCAGACCAGGCAGAUUUGAAGAAUCAGCUGGGAGAUGCCGGAUAUGUUGUAUUUGGAGUGGUCCUGUUUGUGUGGGAACUUUUACCUACUACCUUAGUAGUUUAUUUCUUCCGAGUUAGAAAUCCUAUAAAGGACCUUACUAACCCUGGAAUGGUUCCCAGCCAUGGAUUCAGUCCCAGAUCUUACUUCUUUGACAACCCUCGAAGAUAUGACAGUGAUGAUGACCUUGCCUGGAACAUUGCCCCUCAGGGACUUCAGGGAAGUUUUGCUCCGGACUAUUAUGAUUGGGGACAACAAACUAACAGCUUCACGGCACAAGUAGGAACUUUGCCACAAGACUCAACUUUGGAUCCUGACAAACCAAGCCAUGAGUAGCAUCAGUUCUCAGUAUUAUGGAAGAUUUCUCAGUUGAAAAGCUUCAGAAAGACAAACUUAAUGACAGUUGAACUCUUAAGGCACUUUUCGUAAAGAAAUAGGACUUGAUUUUUAUUUGUUAUAGGUUUCUAGUGGCUCCACAGGACUAAGCAAUAAUUUAGACUUAUAAGACCUUAUUUUAGUACUAAAAAGUGAGCCUGGCUAUUUCAGUGGGCAUAAUUUAAACUUUUUUUUUUUAACUGUACUUUUAUAAAGAUGGAUUUUAUAUAACUUAAAUAAUAAUGCUAAAGUAUACUAGGGUUUUUUCCUGAGAAUGUUAUUGCAAUAUAUGUUUUAGUUUGCACAAACUUUUAUGCAUAAUUCACUUUAAAACAAUACAAUAUACAGUCUAAUAGUUUUUUUAAAGGCUUUUAGACUGCAGUGUUCCUCAAAUCCUUACCUCUUCCGGUCAUUCACAUUCUGAGCUCUACAUUGGUAGAUUCCUAAAAUAUAACUGACAUCUGUAGAGCUAAUUGCAACUCCAGUACUGAAUGUUAAAAUGUAAUGGAAUAUUGGUGGACCAUAAGGUAACUGGAAACCCUGGGGGUGUAGUGGUUAAGUGCUAUGGCUGCUAACCAAGAGGUUGUAGUUUGAAUCCACCAGGCACUCCUUGGAAACUCUUAUCAGGCAGUUCUACUCUGUCCUAUAGGGUCGCUGUGAGUCAGAAUCGACUCAACAGCAGUGGGCUUGGUUUUGGUUUAUAAGGUAACUGGGAGUCCCUGGGUGGUGCAAAUGGUUAAGUGCUAGAUUGCUAGCCUAAAGGUUGGCAGUUUGAACCCACCCAGAGGUGCCUUGGAAGACAGGUUUGGCUGUCUGCUUUUGAAAGGUCACAACCCUGAAAACCCUAUGGAGCUGUUCUACUCUGUACACAUGCGGUUGCCACGAGUCAGAAUUGAUUCAACCUCAACAACAAGAUAGAUGGCUCCGUAGAGCUUUUUUAAGGCUCAGGUGAUUGGUCCUCAAAGAAUCUCUUACAUUUUGCCAAAAGUUUGGUAGUUCCUUCCAGUAGGGCACUAAUAUAUACAAUUUAAGGAUAAGUUGAUAAUGUAUAUAGAGCUGACUUACACUAUUAAACCCCAUAAAGAGCCCUGGUGGCACAGUGAUUGAAGUGGUUGGCUGCUAAAAACCAAAAGGUCAGCAGUUUGAACCCACCAGCUGCUCUGCAGGAGAAAGAUGUGGCAGUCUGCUUCCGUAAAGAUUUACAUCCUUGAAAACCAUAUAGGGUCACUAUGAGUUGGAAUCUACUCAGUGGCAGUUGGUCUGCUAUAUUAAUGGAGAUUGCAUAAUUUUCAGCCCAAUGAAAUCCAUUAACUCAGGACUACAGCUAGCUGAAUUUUCAUUACAUUCAAGGUAAAAAGAGAUUCCAAAAGGGAGACUAAUAAUAAAUACCCCGGCCCUUGAGCAGAAUGAUUAUGUGGAAUCCUGUUUUUUCUCUAAUUUUCAGCCAUAUUGAAAAGAGUGCCUUUUAUCUUUAAAUAACUUUAAAAGCAGAGUUAUUUAAACUACAUGUUUAAGAUGGGCGUAGCAUCACAGCAUCCUAUAGGAUAAUGCCCGUCUUUUAUCCAUGUUAAAGGGCACAUUCCAGACAAUUGCUUUAUAAGUUGUUUUUCAUUUAAGUGAAAAACUUGUCAUGAAAUGCUAUUUCCCCAACCAGAAGUGCUGUUCUAAAACCUCCACUACAUAUAUUCUGCAGCCAUAAAACAGCCUAUAAUGGGAGACAGUGGUACAUGGCUUUGUCAGAGAGGUUAAAUGCCCUGAUUUUCUACAAAACAGAUGUAAGGUACUAGAGGAGGGACUGUUACCAGAGAGAAAGUGCCAUCUCGCUCUCCCUGAGAAAUCUCAAAUCUCAGGACAGAGAGGGGGCAAAUGAAAAGGAACUUCCAUUAAGAAGUCCUACCUACAUGGUAAAACCUAUUUCAAAUGACUAAUUUUCCCAUUUUGGUCUUCAUGAAUAGUUUAUCUCUUGCUGCCGCCUUCACAAAGAUCAAGUCUAUUUAUAUUAUUUCAUGGUAUUUAAAAUUGGGAUAUCAAGUUGUAAAUGGGCCAUGAUUGGGUUUUUCAUUUGUAUAGAAUAUGUUUACUCUGCAUAAUCCACAUAACAACAUUCUUGCCUUUCAAUCUGUGGAAGAAUUUGGGUCACAUAUUUAAAAUAGUUAAUGUGUCAGGGAAAAUUCCACACUGAUGCAAAAUCUGCACUUAUUAUUCAGGUUGCCUUAAAAUAAUAAAAUAUUACAAGUUGUUAUUCUAAAAAGCUUUAGGAACACCCUAUUAUGGCCAUACUGUCUUUGUUACUAAUACUUAAGAGAGUUUAGAAGCAGACUCAGCAUGCGCUUAAUAUAUGUAGUUAAAAAAAAAAUCCUUUAAAUCAUGCCUGUAGAAAGUCCUGCAAAUCCUCACUAGGUCAGCUAAAGACAGAUAUGUCCCUGGUGGUGUAGUGGUUAAGAGUUAUGGCUGCUAACCAAAAAUUCGGCAGUUCGAAUCCACCAGGCACUCCUUGGAAACCCUAUGGGGCAGUCCUACUCUGUCCUGUAGGGUCACUAUGAGUCGGAAUUGACUCGACAGCAACAGAGGGAUAGAUAUAUAUUUUUGUUACUGGUUAAGUGCUCAGCUGCUAACUGAAAGGUUAGCGGUUCAAACCUACCAGCGGCUCCACAGGAGAAAGACGUGGCAGUCUGCUUGCAUAAAGAUUACAGUCUUGGAAGUCCUAUGGAGCAGUUCCACCCUGUCCUAUAAGGUCAAUACGAGUCGGAAUCAAUUGGAUAGCGACUGGUUUGGUUUGGUUUUUGAUAAAAAAUAUCAAUAAAAUCAUGCAAUUAUAUUCAUUCUAUGAUAUACAAACACUGUUUAUAAUUAUUACUGGCAGGAAAAUUUGAAAUAGCCAGCAUUAACUGAUGAAUGCCACAAUCCACUUUUAUGAUAAAGCUGCUAGUAUUUAUUUGAACAACAUUUUUUGUUGGAGAGGAUUUUAAAAAUGUUGUAAGUGCCUAUUUUUCUCUUUGCCCCACUUUAAAACAAGUGCUAAAACUAAGUGUUGUAGACUUAUCCUAGAAUAUAAAAAAACUAUGUAUGUAUCAAAUUAACUUUCUCUCUUAAUACAUGAUCUACCCUGUGAAAUGUUGGAGGAACUGUGCGGGAAGAAAAAUCAAAAUUUCCUCUAGCUUCCUAAUUGAUAUGUGCCAAGUACACUAGUGAAGCUAGUCCUGAUGUAAACUAUUAAAUGCUGAGAGAGAGAAUAGAAUGGUGAUUACUCGUUCUAAAAUAUCUCAGUAACCUCUAGUUCUUAAAGCAUACAAUUUGAAAGUGAAAAUUGUAUGGGGAAUAUCACUGAAAGUUUGGUACUAUUAUUUAAGUCUAAUGUCAUGCCAAAAGGUUGCGUGUGUUUCUGUUUAACCCAUGGAAAUAUGCAUACUAGGUCUCUAUCUCUGCAGUUAGUGUCUAGGACUUCCAACUGAUUUGUGUACAUAUCUUUCACUGGGUCUUUUUCCUUUUUACAAUCAACCUGUUUAAUUGAGCCAAUGAUUAAAACAUCUGGAGUGUGUUACACGUCAAA